AUGUCGCAGCUAGCUGCCAACGGGGAUCGCUUCACCAAUUAUCCCUAUGCUCGCUAUGCAACGGACGUGACCUUUCAACAAACGAAUCCUGCCGGAAGCUAUGCUGAGAAGAAGUCGUAUUACAGUGGCAAACACUCGCUCUAUGGACAUAAGGUGGAAGUGUCGGUGCUUCCGAACGGGCUUGCAAUCAAUUGCACCAAGUCCAUUUUCGACGACAACUUGGAAUUCCACGCGAAUGACCUUGCCAAACAAGGCGACGACGACCGCCUGGAUGAUCCUGCGCGAGGAUACAAAGAGAAGUUCGCGCGGUGCUUCCUACCAAGAAGCCAAUUGGAGGCGUGCUGA
Messenger RNA from Aphanomyces astaci, 345 nucleotides. RefSeq lists its product as hypothetical. The record is from RefSeq and is a predicted model, not a curated record. NCBI's taxonomy places the organism in Eukaryota, Oomycota, Saprolegniomycetes, Saprolegniales, Verrucalvaceae. The transcript is spliced from 2 exons. The coding region runs from base 1 to 345 and encodes 114 amino acids.